Striga hermonthica is the source of this 948-nucleotide messenger RNA. The record is from the annotation of a GenBank genome assembly. Lineage: Eukaryota; Viridiplantae; Streptophyta; Magnoliopsida; Lamiales; Orobanchaceae.
AUGGAUGGCGAAAAGGAAAAAGCCGAUGACACCGCUGCCGAGUCUGCACUAUUCGCCGCCGGGGACUGGGCGGAGUUGACCCAGGAGUGUCUCCUCAACGUGCUAUACCGCCUCUCCCUGGAGGACCGAUGGCGUGGCGCCAUGCGCGUCUGCAAGGCGUGGCGUCAGGCCUGCGAGGAUCCGUAUCUCAACUCGGUGCUCGACCUCGAGUCUCACUUCGACUCGGCUUCCGAGUUGCCUCGCUUCUGGACCGCUGAAUUCGAGCGCAGGGUCGAUAAUACGAUCAGAUCCGUCGCCGUCUGGGGCGCGGGCAGUCUCACCGACAUCCGCGUUAGGCACUGCUCCGAUCAAUCGCUGUCGCUGGUCGCUGAAAGGUGCCCAAAUCUUCAAGUUCUUUCCAUCAAGAACAGCCCUCACGUCACAGAUGCAGUUAUGACCAAAAUAGCUUCCGGAUGCCCCAAGCUUAGGGAACUCGACAUCAGCUACUCAUACGAAAUAUCCCACAAAUCUAUAGCUCUCAUAGGAUCUCACUGCCGUGAUCUGACAAUACUAAAGCGUAAUCUAAUGAACUGGGUGGACCCUUCAGAACAUAUGAGAAUUGUACCUACUGAGUAUCUUAAUGCCUGUCCUCAAGAUGGAGAUUCUGAAGCUGCUGCCAUUGCAAAGUAUAUGCCUAAUCUUGUACGUCUUGAGCUUCGCUUUUUAAAGUUGACUGCAAAAGGCCUCACUUUGAUCUCAGAAAGGUGUCAGAAUCUGGAGUACAUUGAUCUAUCUGGAUGUGUUAAUCUAGCCAGUCGGGAUAUUACGAAUGCAAUUUCAAAUUUGAAGAAUCUGAAAGAUAUCAAGAAGCCCAACUUUUACUUCCCGAGAUCGGGUUUUAAUGCCGAGAGAUAUGGUCACUGGAGAUUGUACGAUGAGAGGUUCCAGACAGACGUGUUUAGGAUUUGA